Molecule: messenger RNA, 4924 nt
Organism: Paralichthys olivaceus (Japanese flounder)
Lineage: Eukaryota; Metazoa; Chordata; Actinopteri; Pleuronectiformes; Paralichthyidae
Product: protein tweety homolog 3-like
Cellular component (GO): plasma membrane
Molecular function (GO): volume-sensitive chloride channel activity; intracellularly calcium-gated chloride channel activity
Source: RefSeq, a predicted model, not a curated record
ACACACAGAUCUGCAGCAGAGCCUCGUCCUCGGGGCUUUUUAAACCGUGUUUCUCUUCACGCUCCAACAACAACAACAUCCUCCAACCGAAGCACCGCAGCUCUGCACGCGUCGAACCGACGAUCACCGCGGGAACAACGAGCACAACAUCCCGCCACAGAGACAGACAACGACGAGGAGGGUUUUCAACGUGUUUAAAAGAGAGAGAGAGAGAGUCCAGAUAGAAGCUGCGGGUCAAUUAACCCUUCACCCCCCCGGAGCGGUGCUGCUGCCGGGAGAAGCCACGGUGACGGUGCCCCGGGUGAGAUGAGAGCGGAGCGGGAGUGUGACCGUCAUUCCGUCGUGGCCGCGGCGGACUCGGGGCUUGCAGCGAACUCGGCGCGGCCGCGUUGAUGCAGCAUCUGCGGGGUUCAAAUCCGCCACCGCUCGGAUCUGGGAGGACAAAAGGUGAAACCGGGGCCCGGACCGAGGAACGAAACCAGCGUCUGCGACCGCCAGUGGCUGCGUGAGGAAUCGGGUAAUAGAGUGAAGUGACAACCUGCAGGUAGCUGCGUGACUGCGUCAGGAUGGCGGCCGUAGUGAACUACUCUCCACCGUGGUGGGUGAAUCUGCUUCACCGGUUGCCUCAUUUCAACAUCGAAUUCCAGAUGGUGAGCAGUGACUUCAGGCCCGAGGACUCUGAGUAUCAAAAGUCUGUGUUGCUGCUUGGUGCUGUGGCGUUGCUAUGUUUGGGCCUGGACCUCCUCUUUCUCCUUUUCUACUCUUUCUGGCUUUGCUGCCGGAGACGCAAGAGUGAUGAAUCCUCACACUCCCAUACGCACUCGCAGCAGCCGAGCGCCGACUGCUGCUGCACGGCCUGGUGCGUCAUCAUCGCCACACUUGUCUGCAGCGCUGGCAUCGCUGUAGGCUUCUACGGAAAUGGAGAGUCGAGCGAUGGAGCCAAUCGUUUGGCGUACUCCCUCCGUCAUGCCAACCGCACUGUAUCUGGGGUAGAGAAACUGGUGUCUGACAGCGCCCUAGCCUUAAACCAGACCGUGGAGGAGAACCUGGUCCAGUUAGAGACGGCCUUCCAGGAGCAGACAGACUACGUGUCCAUCGUCCAGAAGCUGCAGGGCCAGCUGGAUGAGCUGGUUAAGCUGAUGGUGGACGUUCCCUUCUGGUCCAAUACCGAUAUUUCACUGGAGGAUUUUGCCCGGAAGACUGAGGCUUUUGACUUUUACAGGUGGUUGGGAUACCUGGGCCUGCUGCUGUUUGACGUACUCAUUUGUCUUCUGGUGCUCUUCGGCUUGAUUCGUAACUCCAGAGGCACUCUCAUUGGAGUGUGUCUGCUGGGGGUUCUGACUCUGAUCAUCAGCUGGGGGUCUCUCGGCCUGGAACUGGCUGUCGCUGCUUCAGCCAGCGACUUCUGCGCUUCCCCGGAUACCUACAUCACCAGAGUAACCAAGGAAAACGCUGUCAUUAACCAAGAUAUCCUGCAGUAUUACCUGAGGUGCAGUCCUGGCCAAAUUAAUCCCUUCCAGCAGAGGCUGUCAGGGAGUCACAAAGCAUUGGUGGAGAUGCAGGAUGAUGUGGCAGAGCUACUGAGAUCAGCAACACGUGAUUAUGCCAACACUAAGGGGAGUCUCGAGCAAAUCCAGUCUGUGCUGAAUUCCACGGAGGUUGGUCUUCACCAGCUGACGGCUCUGGUCGACUGUCGCAGCCUACACAUGGACUAUGUUCAAGCAUUAACAGGCCUGUGUUAUGACGGAGUCGAGGGUCUCAUCUACCUGGUUCUCUUCUCCUUUGUCACUGCUCUGAUGUUCUCCUCCAUCGUGUGCAGUGUGCCACAUACCUGGCCUGGCAAGAGGACGGAUGAGGAAGAUGGAGAGGACGAGUCGGGCGCCUCACGUGGCGGCGUGCACGAUAACCUGUACCGCGUUCACAUGCCCAGUCUCUACAGCUGUGGCUCCAGCUACGGUAGCGAAGCUAGCCUGCCCGCUACAGCCCACACUGUCAGCAAUGCCCCCGUCACUGAAUACAUGAGCCAGAACGCAAACUUUCAGAACCCUCGGUGUGAGAACACCCCCCUGAUUGGCAGGGAGUCCCCUCCACCCUCUUACACCUCCAGUAUGAGAGCGAAGUACCUGGCCACCAACCGACCAGACCAGAACCGACGCUCCGUUCCCAACGACCAACUGGACCCGGCUAGCCGGCCUCACCCCACCGCACGACCACAGUCGUCAGUCCACUAGAUACCAGAGCUGCAUCAGUCCACAUCAGUACUGCCUGAAUCCAGUUCUCACCGCCAACAAGACCCAACGCUGCAGCGCUCAACCAGAGCCGAGUGCUUCAAGCACCAACAGGACCCCAGUUCGUCAAAGUCCACUGAAUCUCACUUCAUCACCGGUUCACCAGAAACAACACAGCAAGUCGGAACUCACCAACACCUCACCUCAGUUACCGACUGCACAAGGUCAACAUCACCUCCUCACACACAAGUACCGGUCAACAGUCUUCUUCAUCCUACAAGAUCAUCAUCUCUGCUACUCUUGUUCUUCGUGAACACACUCCUCACGCUGCUCAGUCCACCAUUGCUGGCCAAACCGCAAUACCCACAAUCCACUGCAACUAAAGCUCUGGCUCCUUCUCUUUUCUCUCUGUUUCUUUUUCUGCUCUUCAAAUCUCUCCUCCUCCACUAGGAUCUGUACACUGCCCUCUAGUGGGAAAAGCUACAGCACUCUCUUUAACACACACACACACACACACACACACACACACACACACACACACACACACUGUACAGAGUUGUAAAUAGUAGACAUGUGCUUUAUCCUGAUUCCAUGAAACGUAGACUGAUGAAUCAUUACUGGUAACGUGGCGUGCUGUGUGUUUAUCAUGGAAAAGUUUCGCUCUAUUUCUCAUACACACACACACACACGCACAUGCACACACACACACACACACACUGUGUGAAAAGAAUAUCCAGUGAAUCAGAAAGCCAUGUUAGACAGAAACUCGCACCACAUCCACAUUCUCUCUUUAACUUAUCAUUGGUGUCUAAUAACGAAGACUUGAAUCGUGAGCUCCUGAAGUGUGUCCACGCCUCUCUCCUUGCGUGUUUACGUGCACGUCAGUUAAUGCAUUUUUUGAAUACGAGCCAGGAAUCCUGUCGAGGAAUAACCGCUUUGAAGCUUUUGGGAAAUGGAGGGGGAGACAAAUUGGACAUGAGCGAGGCUCGACCUGUGCCAAAAACUAUAGAAUAAAUAUGAGGGAUGCCUGAUUCUGUCCUCUUCUCCUGCUGCCUCCAGAUGAAAUAACUCUGGAAUGUUUUCUCUGUGACUGUAAAUAAAAGGGAAGAGGAGAGACACUUGAAAAGGGAAGCGAUGGACAGAUGAUUGUGACCACACGUUUGCCAGGUGCUAAAUAAGCCAGAGGACGAUCAGCACUGAGAAGGGAUGGAAACGCUUUUCUUACUCCAGUGUGUUUUUUUUUUUUUCAUUCAGGGAUGUGAUCAGGAAUACACAACAGAGAUUUAAAAAAAAAACCCAACAACUUCCCAUCAUCACUGACAGGAAGUUGUGCUCUGAAACCUGAUAAAACACGUCCCUGGUUAAUAACGUUACCUAAGUGUUUCAGAAUUAAAGACGGUGGGUGUUUUUUUAAUGUUUAUUCAAAAUCUGACAUUCGGGUUGUAAUACUGUGACCAACUGAAGUAUUCUGUUUUUCUUCUAUACAGUUGUUUCUUUAUUCCUGUGCUUUUAUUUUGUUAAGCGGUGACUUGUGAUAUUCAGCCACCAGAAGCAAGAUUUUAUUUUAUUUUAUUUUAUUUUUUAUUUUUUACCCACAAGCACAAAUUCUCUUCGAGGUGACUUUGUGAGAUGGAGAAGUAAAACACUGCCUGGAACUCUGCCGGUGGUUUUUCCUCUGGCUCUAAAACUCUGUGUACAAAAACAAAAGUGUAGUCGUGAACCCGUGCGUGUGACAUCACUGCAGCGUGAUUGGCUGUUGCUCUAUCUCAGUGUUACCUUGUGUAAAUACAGUGAUCAGUGUGUGUGACUGGCCACAAGCGAGGGUCAGCUUAUCUUAGCCUGAGUCAUUUCUAUAGACGCUGCACAUGCCCCCCCGCACACACGCGCUAAUACACACACACACACACACACACACACACAUACAUAUAUACAUGCCAUGCAGACACACACACACACACACAAAACACUGCAGUAUCGUAUAAAGACCCAUCUUUCCUUGCUUUCGUCCCGUUUACAUUCACAUCUAGAGCCGUAGUAACCGCACACCCUCCCACAGCUGUGACAUCACACCAAUGACCACUUGCAUUAUGGGUGAUGGUAGUAGGUAGUAGGUGCAUUUCAGAGAAACCCCAUAGUUAGCCGAGCGAGCAGAGCCCCAACACCUUUCAGCCACCAUUCCUGUACAGCAUUUUAAUAUUUUAUUAUUAAUCAAUGACCACUUCUCGUAUUAGCGAGACAAUCUUACAAGUGUGAUUUUACUAGAAGGAAAAUGUCCAUGUUAUGGUAACAAUGCUACCUAUGGUCUAGUAUUUUACAGUGUGUUUUCUUUUUCUUUUUUUGCACCAUUGAUGCAAACAACGAUAAGAUCUGUGGGACUAGUCACUGAUUAAUGGCCUUUCAUAAUGUUUUUAAACUCUUACAGCACUUCAUAUCACAACAUGUUUUUUUUAUUUCUCUGUCUUGUAAAAAAAAAAAAUCCAAGUUUAAAGAUAAAACAAUAGCUAGCUGUUUUGUAGGAGAAUAAAGGCAAGAGCAGCGUUUUUCCUCUCUUAUUAAUGGUGAAUGACUCUGUCUUGCGAUGUUUUAAUAAAACUAUUCCAGUGUUCUCUGCAUACCUGGAUCACAGUUGUGUUUGAAUUCCUGUGCAAUGAUUUCUGGGAUCAACCUGGUGCAGUGUGAAUCGAUGGGGGGGGGGG